Mobula hypostoma (lesser devil ray) is the source of this 8650-nucleotide messenger RNA. RefSeq names its product FYVE and coiled-coil domain-containing protein 1-like. The transcript has 12 exons. Bases 248 to 3334 code for a protein of 1028 amino acids. The record is from RefSeq and is a predicted model, not a curated record. Gene Ontology annotation, cellular component: autophagosome; lysosome; late endosome. Gene Ontology annotation, biological process: positive regulation of autophagosome maturation; plus-end-directed vesicle transport along microtubule. NCBI's taxonomy places the organism in Eukaryota, Metazoa, Chordata, Chondrichthyes, Myliobatiformes, Myliobatidae.
UGUGGGCUGGAAAGAGUUAAGAAACCAAUGAUUCACUGUAGACACACUCUCCCAGCUCAAAGUUGUAAAGUGGAUCACUUCCUCUGCCUGCAAGGGAACUUCUGCAAAAACGGCGGACGCCAUGAGAAGCAGCCGGUGGGAAUGGCAUUGCCAGGAGUCUGACGGUGAACCAUAGCCCCCUCCAGAUUCAGGCAGGGUCGGGAUCCCGAGGAAGGAGACGAAACAGGUGAGGCCAGAUCCUGCAACAAUGGCUGCCCAGCAUGAUGCCCAGCUGCUACCGGUGAUCAGGGACCUGUAUGCAUCCAUCCAGGAACUCUGUGAGCACCAGGGCAGAGAUGGACGUCCCAUCACCGACGGCGUUCCUGCUCUCCACAAGCUGUGCACGAAACUGGAGUACCUGUUGCAGUAUGAUCAGAAGGAGAAGAAAUCCAUACUCGGCACUCGGAAAGGUUAUUGGGAUUAUUUCUGUGUUUGCUUCGGCGAUCACAAGUAUGGGAUGAAAGUCCUGAAGUUUGUGAACGACAUGCUAAAGCUGAACACCUCAUUGGGAAAAGGGCGCGCAUUCAUCCGGUUCUGCCUGGUACAGCAACAACUUGCCGACUCCAUCCAGUUCUGCUUCCACAACAAGAAUAUGGUCAGUAAAUGGUAUUAUGCCAGGAGCCCCUUCUUAUCGGACACCCACAGGUUGGACAUCGUUGAACACCUGUACGCACUGAACGAGGUCACCUUCGAACUGCCUUUGAUCGGCGUUGAUCUGGACAUGUCGUGGCCCAUCGCCAGAUGGGAAAGUAAAUCCCACAGAUCGAUGACCAAGGCAUCACUGAACCAUUCCGAAUGCCAAGUGUCUGAGAGGGAUAAUGGUGUUCAGGGGAUCCACUGCCCAACAGGAGAGAGAGACACAGAGACAGAUAAAUUUAAAACUUUCACAAGAAUAUUGAGGAGAGUUCCGUGGAACAGCUUCUUACAGGAGCUGUCCAAGAAAACAGGUCAUGACCCAGCUGAGGUGACUGAAGGGGCAAAAGAGUCCAGGAAAGCCAAUGUCGGAGGGGUAGUGUCUGGAGAAGCCGAAACAGCCAGUACCUCAGACAUUGACAAUCGUCCACCAGGAGGCCAAAUAUUAACCCUGAAAACAGCAGAAUCUGCGUCAAGCCCAGAGCAACUUCCACAGUGUGACCAUGAUGCACCAGGGUACCGGUGUGAGGCAAGGGCUGCAGGGGUGCACCCAGGGUCCGAUUCCCCAGGGCAAGCGUCAGAGGGAAACCAUCUUGGUGGUCCAAGAGAGGGCCAAGGAGACCUAACUACCUUAGCUGUGGGCAAGGACAGGGAAGGUGAACUCAGCAAGCAAGCAGAACGGCAAGUAAUGGAGGAACUCAGGAAGGCACUACAGGAAAAGGAGCACGUCAUUAAGGAACUGCAGGAGCUUCUCCAAGAGAUGACAAAUACUAAGGCGGAAGGGUGCUCCAACCACCAGCAAGAGAUCGCGGCCUGGGAUGCGCAGGAGGAAAGUGCAGAGAGGCUGAGGAGGCUGGAGGACAGUAACAGGUUCUUGAAUGAGACCGUCGAGGAAAUGGACAGUAUGCUUGACGGACUGAGGCAAGCCCUGGCCUCAAAGGAGCAGGAGGUGACCCUCCUGAGGAUGGAGAAGCUGGCUGCGGCUGAACAAGUCGACGUGGAGGAGGGAGAAGGGCUGAAGGUGGAGCUUGGCGGGCAGCGAGAGGUGUGCGGUGAGACUGAGCCGGAUCACCACUGUGACUCUGAGGAGUCAGAGCUGAGCUUCGGCUGGAGUGGGAAGGUACCAGAGUCAGCAGAGAUGGAGAAUCUUCAGAGCAAGCUUCAGUGCCUGGAGUCACUCAACAAGUCACUGGAGGACAAAUACCAUCAGAGCCAGCAGCAGGUCAGAGAGCUGGAGAUGUCUGUCGUUGCCCUUCAGUCUGAGGUCAGCAGACUCCAAGGCUCCAAACUUCGGCCCCAGGACAGCACCCCGCCUCCCGAUAGGUGUCCACGGGAGGCUGGUGAGAAUCUGGAGAGAGAGAUGAGGGGGGUCCAAACGGAGAGCGAGGCGCUGGACGAGCAGCAGGUGGAGAGGGAGGACCUGGCACGGGAGGAGGCCCCACUCUCGUACUCCCUCGCUGCAAUGAAGCCAGCGAACCAACAAGCCCAGGAGAAGAUUUCCGAGCUGGAUCAGCAGCUGGUGCGAUACAGAGCAGGCGAACUGAGCCGCGGGGAGACCACAAACAUUACGGCAAAGAACGAUCAGAGUCUGAACAUCCUGAAGGGGAAACUUGAGGAGAUAAUUCUGAAAAUAGAGCGUGAAGAGAGGCCCAAUAUUGAUAUCAAACUAGCAGAAGCUCUUGCCCAAUUGCACCUGUUAACAGCCGAGCAGAUAGGCAUGGAGAAUGGGGCUGCUGAAUCAGAAGACCAAGCAGAGAUUCCUGCAGAGGAGGAGACACCUCAGGACGAGGAUACCAAAGUGGAGUACAGUUUACAGGAAGCUGUCCUGGAGGGAGGACCCACCCAGAGGAAACCAGAAUGUACAUCUGACCACCAGCAGCAUGUUGGAAUGAGAAAGCCCUUCUCCCAGCUUUCCACCCCGGACAGAUCUGCCCAAUUUGAGAGACAAAUGGAAGAACUGGAGAACAGGCACAGACAAGCGGUUUGGACCAUGGAGGAGAGAAUUGAGAGCCUCAGAGCCGAGAGGGAGGCCAUGGAGUGCCAGACAGUGGAUCUGGAGAAGCAGGUCCAGACCCUGGAGGAGGACCUCCUGCAGCUGAGGGACACUGUUGGUCGGCUGGAGCUGGAAAACAGGACGUUGCAGGGAGAGCUGCAGGAGGCCCGGGCCGCGGCAGAGUUGUGUGCCCAGACGCUGGAGCAAGCGGAUGCCGAGGCAGGGCAGAGGCGAGAGGAGGACAUGGCUGGGUGGAUGCUGCCAGCUGUGGCACAACUGCUGUGUACCCCGCAGGAGGAGGAGGAGAGUGUGUCCACCCUCCACAACGACUGUAAUUCCCGAAUGGAUGGGACCGGGGUCAUGGAGGAGAAGAUGAGCUCCCGGGAUGCUGAAGUGAACUUAUUGGUGGCAUCACUGGCACAAGCCAAGGUGGCUGAGGAGGAACUGAGGGGGCUGCUGAAGGAGGCACAGGAAGAUGCAAAGAGCAGAGAGGAGGAAAGCCGGGUCCUCAAGGAGAUGGUGGUGUCGCUGAAGGAGAGGACAGUCGAGCUCCUCAGGGAGAAGGACCUACUGUGGCAGAAGGCAGAGAAAAUGCAGAUGAACACACAACCGGACAGUCAGAAGGCAUCCCUAAGGAGGAAUCCAUUCGGGAGCAAGAAAUGGAUUUGAGUGACAAGCUGUUGCUGUAAAGAUCUGAGACCCUUCUCUACAGAUCCUUGCUUUGUCUGAAACUGUCUCCCAAUUCCCCUGCUUGUCCGAGAGCCUCUCCCAAUUCUCCUGCUUGUCUGAUUCCCUUUCCCGAUUCCCCUGCUUGUCUGGGACCCUCUCCCGAUUCCUUUGCUUGUCUGAGACUGUCUCCCGAUUCCUCUGAUUGUCUGAGACCCUCUUCCAAUACCUCUGCCAGGAUCCUGUUUAUCCAGGACUAUCUCCACGGACCCCUGCUUUGUCCGAAAUCCUCUCCAACACCCCUGCAUUGCCCAAGACCAUUCCUUGAACCUUCAGUCAUCCAGUAAUUGGAACUGGAUUUGGAAUUGGUUUAUUAUUGUCACAUGUACUGAGAUAGAGUGAAGAGCUUAUCUUGUGUACUUUUCAUACAGAUCAGUUCAUUACACAAUGAACUGAGGUUGAAUACUGUAUCACAACCCUCUCCCAGAACCCCAGCUUUAGUGGAACUCUGCUGCUGUUCAGAGCUCUACCAAUGCAGAGGUGGAUAGUCCAGCGGUCAAAGAUCAAAAUCUGCUAGUCUAGAGGUAGAGGCAUGAAGGUCGAGUCUGCAAGUCCAGGCCAGGAACUGGAGGUUGAAGGCCCAAUAUCUGAGAGCCCAGAUGUGGCCUGUUCCAAGGUUUGAGGCCUGUCAGUGUAUUGCAUCUUUUGCAUUCCUUAUUUUUCCUAUAAGUGCUUGCAAGAAAAUGAAUCUCAAGGUAGUAUGUGGUAAUAUAUAUGUACGUUGAGAAUAAAUUUACUUCAAAUUUUGAAAUUUUGAACCAAGGGUUUCAAGAGGUAUUGGAUGAAGGAGAUUGAGUUCACAUUACUGCAUGUUGGCUCAGAUAAAGGACAGAAUGGCCUCUUCAUUCAGCCACUCAGUGAUGAAGGCUCUGUCAGAUAGGUGUUCAAGGGUUCUGACCCAGUGCCAACCACACCACAUUGGUACUGAGCACAGGUCCAGAAAGUUAAGUUGCUUGGAAUUCAGGAUGAGAUAGUAAAUUGUAGGAGAAGCCAGGGAAGAUAAUAAUAAGAUUGAAAGAGUGCAGAGAAAAUUUACAAGAAUGUUGCUGGGACUUAAGGACCCGAGUUACAGGGAAAGCUCAAGUAGGUUAGUGUUUUAUCCCCUGGAGUGUAGGAGAAUAAGGGGAUAUUUGAUUGAGGUAUAUAAAAUCACUGAGGUUGGGUGAGAUUACAACUAGAAGUCAUAGGUUAAGAGUGAAAGGUGAAAUAUUUAAGUGGAACCUGAAGGGAAACUUCUUCACUCAGAUGGUGGUGCGAGUGUUGUAUGAACCGCUGAUGGAAGUGUUGUAUGUAGGUUUGUUUGCAACAUUUAAGAGAAGUUUUGAUAAGUACGAGGAUGGGAGGGGUAUGAAGAACUAGAUCCAGGAGCAGGUCGAUGGGACUAGGCAGAGUAACAGCUUGCCAUGGACUAGAUGGGGUGAAGAGCAUGUUUCUGUGCUGUAGUGCUCUGUGGCUCCAUGACCCCAGCCAGCGAGCGACUGACCUCAGCCACACUGAGUUCCUCUGGCGGACAACUUGUUGCUCCUGCCACAUUCUGGAGAAUAUUUCAUCCUUCACCUCCCAUGCCCCAGGACUGCACUGCCCCCCACAACUCCCCCAGAGAGACAUCUCCUGAGCAGAUACCCCACUCUGUAGCUCCCAUCCUCCUGCCCCGUCAACCCCAUUCCUGCCUAUGGGGGCACUCGACCCGAGAGUGUCGGUCUGAUUAUGUACUCUGCCCAAUAUCAGCUUUUCUCUGGAAUUAAGCAGGGGAAGUCAGAGAUACUCUACAGAUCAGACAGCAUUCAUGGAGGGAGCAAUAUAUUGAUAACAUUUCACCAGGUUCCUCUUUCUGAAUCCCUCUUCCCAAACUGAAAACCGAAACACCAGCUGGCAUCUGAAAUUGAGCAGGGAACCUAGAGCAUAGAACACAGAGCAAUACAGAUUAAUACAGGUCUUCUGGCCCACCAUGUUGUGUCUCUAAGAUCAAUCUAACCCUUCACUCUCACAUGGCCAUCCAUUAUCAUUUCAUAAAUGUGCCCAUCGAAAAGUCUUUCAAAUGCCUCUAACACCACCCCGCCAGGACUUUCUACUCACUGUCCACUACUGUACUUCUGACAUUCCUCCUAUAAUUUCUUCCCUUAAAGUUAUGGCCCCUUGUAUUCCCUUGCAGGGAAGGCUGGAGAUAUUCAACAGGUCCAGCAGCAUCUGGGGUAAGAGAAUUUGCACUGAUGUUAAACACAAGAGAUUCUGCCGAAGCUGGAGAUCUUAAGCUACACGUAGAAAAUGCUGGAGGAGCUCAACAGGUCAGGGCAGCAUCUAUGGAGGGUAAUAAACAGUCGCUAUUCCGCGAAGUAAUUUACAGUGAUGCAUUAAUCCACCAACCUGCACGUCUUUGGGACGUGGGAAGAAACUGGAGCAUCUGGGAGAAACUCAGAUUGUUACAGUGAGAAUGUGCAAACUCCACAGAGACAGUGAUGGACGUCAGGAUUGAACUGUGUUUUAUGGAGAUGUCAGGCAGUGGCUCUACCCACUCUGCCACUGGGGCCACUUCUGGUCAACGGCAGCAGAAACAGAUAAUAAACACAAGAGAUUCUGCAGAUACCAGAACACAUGAGCAAUGCGCAUAAAAUGCUGGAGGAUCUCAGCAGAUCAGGCAGCAUCGAUAGAAGGGAAUAAACAGCUGCCUUUUGGGUGUGAGACUCCUGAUGGAGGAAUAACAGUUCAGUAUCAACCAGAUGGGCCGAAAGACACGUUGUUGUGCUGUACCACUCUAUGCCUCUGUAACUAUGACUCUCACUUUGCUGCUUUGAGGAACCAAGUCCCAAACACUCACAAACCCUUUAUUUUUAAAUACUGACUCAUCGUGCUGAGUUCUAGAUUCUACCCUAAGAGGAAAUAUCCUCUUCACCCCCACCCUGCAAAGAUGUCAGAAUAAAACAGAAAAGAAGUAUAACAGGGUUAGUCAGCACACAAUCAGCUGUUUCGCUUUCUGUAGUCUCAGUCUCAGUCAGACCACAGGAAGAGGCCAUUUCCUGUCACUGACCCCAUCCUGCACCAGGGCAGGACUCAGUCCAGCACAGGGGAGAUGGACUAUAUACGUUUAUAGUUACAGAUAUGUCAUUCUAUGGGGGGGGGGGGGAGAGCCUCCUAACAAGCUGCAUCACUGUUUGGUACAGAAACUGCACGGUGGCAGACAGGAAGGCUCUACAACAGGUAGUCAAAACUAUCCAACCCAUCGCUGGCACCAGGCUACCGCCACAGCUGACAUACAUAUGGAAAGGUGCCAGAAGAGGGCCAGUAACAUCAUGGAGGAUGCCACCCGCCCUGCUCAUGUUUCACUCCCGUCAGGAAGGAGGCUGCGUAGCAUCCACGCCAGGAUCACCAGACUCACAAGCAGUUACUCUCCCCAAGCAGUAAGACUGAUCAACACCUCCAACAACUUGCCCACCCCAACCACUUCUACUCUAUCAUUUCCUGUCAGAGUCACCUUAUGUACAGACUCUCCUGUGCCUAAUGUCACUUCAUGGAUGUGGUAAGAUAAGAUAAAACUUUAUCCCAGAGUAAAUUAUUGUUUCAAGGUUGCUCAGUCAGAAAUAGAAACUUUAAAAUACAAACUGUAAGCAUUAAGGUAUGAAAAAAUACAAAAUGUGCAUUAAAAAGUAAUAGUGCAAAAUACAGAUGUGCAAUGAAACCAUAUACUUAUAUACUUAAGGAGGAGUUGUAGAGUCUUGUAGCCACAAUCAAUCAAGAGCCAUCAAACGCACCUCGUGCAUUAACCUUUUCGUUCCCAGGAUCACUCUCGUGAACCUCUCCAAUGCCAGCACAUCCUCUUAGAUAAGGGUCGCAAAACUGCUCUCAAUACUCCAAUUGCAUUCUGAGUAAUGCCUUAUAAACCCUUGCCAUGUGUAUUAGGAUUCACAUUUCUGUCCACACGUGCGCUGAGAUGCUGAGACAAUGAAAACCGUGCUUGCAGCAGCAUCACGGACACACAGAACAUUUUACACAAGAAUGUGAAGAGAGAGAGAGAUAAAAACUGUUCAAAAACAAGACCUUAGUUCAAAGUCGGAGACAAGCCGGUGCCAAUGCAAGAGGUGGUCUGUAGUGUUGUGUUCUGAGGCAGUGAUGAGGAUUCUACAGGUUGGGUCAAGAACUGAACGAGUGACAGGAAGUAGCUGUUCCUCAGCCUGGUGACGUGAGACUUCAGGCCUCUGUACCUCAUUGCCCAGUGGUCGCUGUGAGAAGAUGGUAUGGCCCAGAUGGUGGGGUCUUUGAUGAUAGAUGUUGCCUUCCUGAGACAUUGCCUCCUAAGAACAUAAAGACCAUAAGACAUAGGAGCAGAAUUGGGCCAUUUAACUCACUGAGUUGGCUCUGCAUUCCAUUAUGGCUGAUCCAUUUCCCUCCCAGUGGCUCAACGGAUCAAUUUAAUGUCAGAGAAUAUAUACAAUAUACAACCUGAAAUCUUUUCUCAUCGCAGGUAUCCACGGAACAGAGAGAGAAAAAAAUCCUAACGAAUGAAUGAUAGGAAAGUGUUACAAUCCAAAAGCCCCCCACCCCCUCCCACACAUAAGUAGCAACAAAAGCAUCUACCCUCCCCUUCCCAUCUUGCUCCAGUAAAAGCAUCAACCCCCUCACACACCGUGCAAGCAAUAGUAACCCCCCUCCCCUGAGACCAUGAGCUGGAGUCCAUCAAAAACCCAACACUUCAACAUCUCAGACAGGCUCUCACUCUCAAGGGGCAGGGUCGAGGGGGAAGGUCAGCAAUUUACUCUUUCAAUGUUACAAUCUCCACAGUUGCUUAUUCAAGUUCCCCCAACUUGAGAACCAGCUGACCCCAUUCUGCUGCCUUCUCCCGGUAACCUUUCAUGACCUCACUAAUCAAGAACCUAUCAACCUCUGCCUUAAAUACACCCAAUGACCUGGCAACUGUUAGAGUAAUUUUUGGGUUUAGGUCAUUUACACUUAGCAAGUGGCUUUGUCCACCAGUCUUCUGUUCCUUGACAAUGUACUGUGGAUUGAGUUUGUAACAAUGCAUUUCCUAAUAGCUGUGUAUACCAGUCCACACACUGCUGGCGCCAGUGGGAUGGAUGUAAUCAGAAGGUGUGAAGUUUAUAUGUAGCCUCAAAAGAAAGCAUUGUCUAUACUUUGUAAAUAUUGAUUGCCCUUUAGUAUUUAGCAAAUAAAUAUUGAGCCCCACAUUGGGCCAGCAGACCUUUCCACCGAAAGCAUCUCGGUAUGAUGAUGCCUGCUGUAUCUGGUUUGUUGAAUAAAGAAGCUGCU